GCGCAGAAGAGCCCCAAGCUUUGGCUCGCAGCAUUGGUGGCCAGCUCGGUGGCUGCCAUCUCGUACAAGAUCUACAACUCCUACACCCAAGCCAGCGAGGAAGAGCCUCGUGGCAGCUACAAGCUCUCCAAGCAGUCGGUCAACAAGUCGAUCGUGUUGACGCUCUCGUCGUCGGUGAUCAACUCGAAGUUGCCCUUGAACGACAUCCUAGUCAACUCGCAGAACGUGGUGUUCAUUCUCCCGCCCAACCUCUCGGAGGAGGACUUGAACAACGAGCUCAACACCGAGUUCGUCAACAGAGACAACAACUACAAGUUGCUCAAGUGCCUGAACUUGCAGGGAUACGUGCAGAUGUUGAAGAACCUCCAGCCAGACCUCCUUCUUAUCUGUGCCGACGACUUGGGGUUGUCGACCAUGAAGCUCACGCAGGACUUGAGUCGGUUCAUCAAGCAGAUCGUCAACAUCGACCAGACCAACGACGACAUCUGUGCGAAG
This is a messenger RNA of Suhomyces tanzawaensis NRRL Y-17324, 495 nucleotides long. It is a transcript of the gene PEX22, whose product is annotated as Pex22p. The record is from RefSeq and is a predicted model, not a curated record. The transcript has a single exon. The annotation marks the transcript as partial. NCBI's taxonomy places the organism in Eukaryota, Fungi, Ascomycota, Pichiomycetes, Serinales, Debaryomycetaceae.